This is a messenger RNA of Oncorhynchus kisutch (coho salmon), 2983 nucleotides long. RefSeq names its product zinc finger protein 239-like. Gene Ontology annotation, biological process: regulation of transcription by RNA polymerase II. Bases 900 to 1868 code for a protein of 322 amino acids. NCBI's taxonomy places the organism in Eukaryota, Metazoa, Chordata, Actinopteri, Salmoniformes, Salmonidae. The record is from RefSeq and is a predicted model, not a curated record. The transcript has a single exon. Gene Ontology annotation, molecular function: DNA-binding transcription factor activity, RNA polymerase II-specific; RNA polymerase II cis-regulatory region sequence-specific DNA binding. Gene Ontology annotation, cellular component: chromatin; transcription regulator complex; PcG protein complex.
UAAGCCCAGGUUGCUCCUAUUAAGCCCAGGUUGCUCCUAUUAAGCCCAGGUUGCUCCUAUUAAGCCCAGUUUGCAUUGAAACACAUGGAGAUUGUGUGUUGAUAUAAACCUGAGCAUGAAUGUCUUUACUUCAGAUUUAAGUACUCAAACUACAGUUAUGCAUAUUAUUCAUAGUGGCCUUUACCAAGAUGAAAUCAUUAAGAACAACUAGAAACCUCUGUACUCUCUGCAGAAUGUUUAAAGUAGACAGGUAGUUUUUGAUGCAGAGAGAGAGAAGAAGAAGAUCAGGGUUGAAGGAUAUCAAGGAUAGAAGAUCUGGGCAAACAAAUGAAGGACAAGAAGAUGACUACUGGCCGACUACUCAUGCAGUUCGGGCCGGGGCAUUGUCAUAUUGUUGUCCUUCCUUCAUCCAGGUGAUUCUGUUUUUUUGGGGUUUCACCAUCUGUACCUUUCUAAUACAAGAGUAGAUUAGAAAGAUUAGGGAGAUUAGAAACGAUCUUUAGGCUUUAGAAAGACAAGUUGAACUAAUGAACAACAAUAGGAGUACAGCAACUGUUAACCAGCUUUCAGAAAAAUUCAUUAAAAGUUGUUUGUGUUAUGGUCUUUGUGCAGCUGCAGGAUCAAUAUUCACCUUUAUAAUAUGGGAUGAAGCCUGAGCUGGAAUGUGAAGCUAACUGAAGCUGGCUAGCUUUAGAAAACCCUGACUAGAUCUCUCUAGUGUCGUAGUAUACCCCUCAGAACCCCAAAGAUAAGCUUGUAAUUGUAAAAAAACACUGUAUAGUCAAAAAAACAUCCAUGUUUUUAGUAUUAAACUUUUUAAAAAAUGGUCUUUGGCAGGAGCGAGACCAGACUCUCACUCGGACAGAGGAAAGAGUACUUCAGGGCAACCAGACCCAAAGAUGGCCAAACCAGCGAGACCACACCACUGCUCCCAUUGUGGAAAGAGUUUUAUUAAUUUAAGGAGUCUAAAAGUUCAUCAAAGAGUACAUACAGGAGAAAAGCCUUACCACUGCUCACAGUGUGGAAAGAGUUUUAUUAAUUUAAGGAGUCUAAAAGUUCAUCAAAGAGUACAUACAGGAGAAAAGCCUUACCACUGCUCACAGUGUGGAAAGAGUUUUACUCAGUUAGGGAAUCUGAAAAUGCAUGAGCGAAUACACACAGGAGAGAAGCCUUUCCACUGCUCCCUGUGUGGAAAGAGUUUUACCCAGUUAGCUGCCCUGAAAAUACAUGAGAGGACGCACACAGGAGAGAAGCAUUUUCACUGCACCCUGUGUGGAAAGAGUUUUACCCGGAUAGGUUCCCUGAAAACGCAUGAGCGAAUACACACAGGAGAGAAGCCUUUCCACUGCUCCCUGUGUGGAAAGCAUUUUACCCAGUUAGGGGCCCUGAAAACACAUGAGAGAACACAUACUGGAGAGAAGAAUUUUCACUGCUCCCAGUGUGGAAAGAGUUUUACCCAGUUAGGGGCCCUGAAAAAGCACGAGAGGACACAUACAAGAGAUAAUCAUUUCCACUGCUCCCUGUGUGGAAAGACUUUUACCCAGUUAGGGUCCAUGAAAACGCAUGAGAGGACACACACUGGAGAGAAGCCAUAUCGCUGCUCCCAGUGUCAAAAUACCUUUUCCGCAUUAAGGGUCCUGAAAUCACAUGAAAGAACCCAUUUAGUAGAGAGGCAGAGGCCGUUCCAAUGCUCUCAGUGUGGAAAGAGAUUCAUCCAGUCAUCACAUCUGAAAGAUCACAUGACAACACACACAGGAGAAAAACCGUUCCAAUGCUCUCAGUGUGGAAAGGGUUUUACCAGGUUAAGCACACUAAAAACACACAAGAGUACACACAGGAGAUCAGCAUUUCCAAUGCUCCCAGUGUGAAAAGAAACGGUUAGAAAAUGCAUCCAUUAAAAACAAUUGAUUGAUUUAUUAGGGGGAAAAGAUGCACUGAGUACGAGUACAACCCAGGGGGUAAAGCGCUAAAGUGAAAAUCACUUGUUUCCAACGAUGGAAUAAACUCAAUACAGACAAGACACAAGAUAAAUAUAUCUUCCUCCCAGUGUGGAAAGGUAUUUAUACGUAGUUAGGGAACCUGAAAGACCACAACGGAACACACACAGGGAAGAUGCCUUACCACUGCUCCCAGUAUGGAAAGAGAUUUUUCACAUCUCAUAACACACAGUGCUCCCACACUUUUUUUUGUGGGGGGGAGGGGACUGUGUUUUCCUGGGUUGGAUCGGUCAUGAAAAUCUGGGAAAAGUCAUUAAUUUUUGUUGUUGUUGUGUUUUCAAAAAGUAAAUGGAAAUUAAUUUAACUUCUGUUAGCCAUUUAUUUAGGCAUAGUUUGUAAAUAUUUUAUUGAUCACAUACAAAUCACCAUAUCAACCAGGAUCAGAAUGCUUUAAUGCUGUGUGACCGCAUCACCUGCACAUACACUGUGGAGUGGGCCUCAAGGGGAGAGAGACAGUAGCACUGUGGAGUGGGCCUCAAGUGCUGUUAGCAUUUAUUCAUGCUAGUUAACUGUUUAGCUGUUAGCAUUUAUUCAUGCUAGUUAACUGUUUAGCUGUUAGCAUUUAUUCAUGCUAGUUAACUGUUUAGCUGUUAGCAUUUAUUCAUGCUAGUUAACUGUUUAGCUAUUAGCAUUUAUUCAUGCUAGUUGUUUAGCUGUUAGCAUUUAUUCAUGCUAGGUAACUGUUAGCAUUUAUUCAUGCUAGUUAACUGUUUAGCUGUUAGCAUUUAAUCAUGUUUUCGUCAUGUCCCAAAAACUUUCCACCAUCACAUGCAGGUUAAGGCCAUGCAAAGUUUAUUCACUUUUUUUGGACAAUUCAUUUAAACUUUUUUUGUUUGUUUUUUUUGCAAACAAGUGAUUCACUUCGCCAUUUGUAUUAGUUAGGAUUCUGGUGAAUCAAAAUAAUCAAUUGUGAAUCACGAGGACAAAACCUGCCGUAAUGAUCUAUUAUCUAAUUCUUCAAUCUCCAAUAAAUGGUAUUCAUCUUA